Molecule: messenger RNA, 1315 nt
Organism: Neohortaea acidophila
Lineage: Eukaryota; Fungi; Ascomycota; Dothideomycetes; Mycosphaerellales; Teratosphaeriaceae
Product: inositol polyphosphate kinase-domain-containing protein
Exons: 1
Coding region: 250-1269 (339 amino acids)
Biological process (GO): phosphatidylinositol phosphate biosynthetic process; inositol phosphate biosynthetic process
Cellular component (GO): nucleus; cytoplasm
Molecular function (GO): inositol hexakisphosphate kinase activity; inositol-1,4,5,6-tetrakisphosphate 3-kinase activity
Source: RefSeq, a predicted model, not a curated record
GCAAAGAUGUACAGAGCGGAUUGGCCGGAAGGCAAGUCCAGCCCCGUUCCUUGACAUCCACCGCGCACGCAAACUUUAACGAACGACAUGUUGAUCUUCUCCACUCAACACUCAAUAUGCCUCCAACAGCCUUUCACAUAUGAUGUCACGCCAACACUCAUCCCAAACACUUUCCACUUAACCCCGUCCCACCAGCGAAUGGACCCCUCUCUCAAAUGGUGACCUAGGUACCUGCACACAUCACAAACCAUGGCCGAGACCAAACAAGCCCUCGACGCAGCGACGCUCAAAGCCUUCGAGCACGCCGCCGCAGGCCACGAUGGCGUCCUCUCCUCCGCCGCAGGCGACCUGCUCAUCAAACCCUGCACGCAGGCAGAGGUAGACUUCUACCAGUCCACGCUCACCCAACACCCGGACUUUGCAGAAAUGAUGCCGACCUUCCUGGGCACACUCACGCUCGGCGAACCAGCUCAACUCACCAAUCCAACGGCUCUACACGAACCCGCGGAAAUCCUACGCCAGCAGGACGCUUCCGGGACGGGCCAGCCGGGCAAAAAGCUCAAAACGGAUACGGCGAUUGUGCUGGAGAAUCUCGAAGCGGCGUUCCGCCACGCCAACGUGCUGGAUCUCAAGCUCGGCGCGCGGCUGUAUGCCGACGGGACGGAGGCGGACAAAGCUGCGCGGCUGGACCAAGUGGCGGCCGAGACGACGAGCGGGUCGUUGAACUUCCGCAUUGCGGGCAUGAAGGUGUGGAAUGGGGUGGAGUACGACAAGUACGACAAGCUAUACGGCCGGAAGUUCCGCGCGGGCAAUGUGCUGGAGGGGUUUGCUACGUUUUUCGCGGGGCUGAGUACGGCGUUGGAAGCGCACGAGGCGCAAUUGCUGCUUGAGACAAUUUUGGCCGAGGUCGCGAAGGUGCGGCAUAUGCUGCAAAAGUACGAGUCGCGCAUGUACAGCGCGAGUGUGCUGGUGGUGUACGAGGGGGAUGGGGAGGCGUUGCGGGCGCUGAUGAGCGGGGGUGGAGAGGCGAAGGUCAAGACUCCGAUGGCGGAUGAGCGGGCGCCGACGGAGGCGGAGGUGAAGGAGAGUGUGGAUCAGGAGGAGGAGGAAGAGGAGGAGGAUGGGGGUCCGCCGGUGGCGUUCAAGGUGCGGGUGAUUGAUUUUGCGCAUGCGGAGUGGACGCCUGGCGAGGGGCCGGAUGAGAAUGUGCUCAAAGGGUUGAACAGUAUUGAGGACCAGCUGGAUGAUUUGAUCGCGCGGUUCGACUGAGCGCGAGCCAUGUACGAUGCGACUUUGUGGGAAGGACAGGGGAAAG